ACCCCACCCCCGGCUCUUAUAGAGGCCUCGCACCCGGUUACCGCUCGUACCCACCCACCGUCCGUCCUAUGGCAGAAGUUGAGUCACCUGCGAAGAAGCAGAAGAUGGCGUCGGUGCUGGAGCAGCUGAAGGGAUUCACCACAGUGGUGGCCGACACCGGCGACAUCAACGCCAUCAAAGAGUUCCAACCCCAGGAUGCUACGACCAACCCUUCCCUCAUACUUGCUGCUGCUCAGAUGCCAGCCUAUGAAAAACUUGUGGAGAAUGCUAUUGAAUAUGGAAAGAAGCUUUGUGGGACCGAGAAGGAGAAACUCAGCAACGUGAUGGACAAGCUGUUUGUCAACUUUGGGAUGGAAAUUCUCAAAAAAAUCCCAGGCAGAGUUUCAACAGAAGUUGAUGCCAGGUUGUCUUUUGACAAAGAUGCCAUGAUCAAAAAGGCCCAGCAUUUGAUUAAACUGUAUAAGGAUGUAGGGAUCUGCAAGGACCGUGUACUUAUCAAACUCUCUUCUACGUGGGAAGGAAUCCAGGCUGGAAAGAUCCUUGAAGAGCAGCAUGGCAUCCACUGCAACAUGACUCUGCUUUUCUCAUUUGCUCAGGCAGUUGCCUGUGCAGAGGCUGGAGUAACGUUAAUUUCCCCAUUUGUGGGCCGUAUUAUGGACUGGCAUGUGGCCAACUCAGAUCAGAAGAGUUUCAAGCCAGCAGAGGAUCCAGGUGUAAAGAGUGUGACCAAAAUCUACAACUACUACAAGAAGUUUGACUACAAGACCAUUGUCAUGGGAGCAUCAUUCCGCAACACCGGCGAAAUCAAGCAACUAGCUGGCUGUGACUUCCUCACAAUCUCUCCAAAGCUGCUAACAGAGCUCAGCAAAGAUGUUGAGGAGCUAACUCCCUUCUUGAGGGAGAAAGAUGCCAAGGAGCUUGACAUCGAGAAAGUAACCAUGGACGAGCGGACGUUCCGCUGGGAGCACAAUGAGGAUCAGAUGGCGGUGGAGAAACUUUCUGAGGGGAUCCGCAAGUUUGCAGCUGAUGCUGUUAAGCUGGAAGAAAUGUUGAAGGAACGGAUUCAGGAUAUCGAGAACGGAAGCUAAGAUCCACAUUUGCACUUCAUAUGGGAAUUGAGGAUAGUUUGACCAAGGAUCAACGAGCAAUACUCAAUUCACCUACCAUGUAAAAGGACCACAUCCUGUCACUUCAUUCCUUCACACAUCAUUGAACAGUGAUUAGAAAAGCGGGUUUGUGUAAUUUGUAAAACUUUCUAAUAAACUUGAGAACAUCC
Messenger RNA from Callorhinchus milii (elephant shark), 1276 nucleotides. RefSeq names its product transaldolase 1 (gene taldo1). NCBI's taxonomy places the organism in Eukaryota, Metazoa, Chordata, Chondrichthyes, Chimaeriformes, Callorhinchidae. The record is from RefSeq and is marked provisional. Gene Ontology annotation, cellular component: intracellular anatomical structure; cytoplasm. Gene Ontology annotation, molecular function: transaldolase activity. Gene Ontology annotation, biological process: pentose-phosphate shunt, non-oxidative branch; carbohydrate metabolic process; pentose-phosphate shunt.